AUGGAUACCUCAGAUCUCGCAGGAAUGGCAGACUACCAGCUAAUCGGCGAUGCGUUCGGAUACCAUUCCGGUUACGGCAACGCUUCAGGUCAGCCAACAGGACAGGCGGGACAACCACAACCAUCGGGAUUGCCUGUCGGGGGCAGUAAUAUGCCGUCAUCUGCAGUGUUGGGCGGUUUGUCAGGACAGAGCUCAGCGCAGGCCUACCAUCAGUUGCAAUCACAACACGCUACAAGAGCUGCAUAUCCGCAAACCAAUGACCCCUUAAUGAGCCAUAAACUUCAUAGUCAAUACCCUAAUUAUGGAACGGGUGGUACUGGUGUCCAAGGGAUUGGUGUGAGGGGACAAUACCCGACAGAUCCUCGGUAUGUGCAGCACGGGAUGGCUGACUACAACUCGGCUAUGAGUCAAUCACAUAUGAGUCAACCCACACAACCCCCGAUGCCCAGUGCUUACGGCCAACAAAAUCUUAUGGGACAGUAUGCCGGACAGAGAAUGCAUGCGCCGGGAAUGACACCAUCUCGACAGCCAACCGGUCCACUCCACGGAAUGCCAUCACAUUAUAGCUCGUCGUAUACAUCGGGACCGACACAAAGUGGUUACCACUCGCACUCUACGCCCAGUAGUGACAUGUGGUCGGGUCAGGGAGUGCCACAUAUGCAGCAAAGCUCGUCAUAUCCUGGAUAUCCCAAUUCGGGGACAAGCGGUCCAUCGCAAGGCGUGUCGCACUCGACGACCGGUUCAAUGCACGGCCCGAGAGCUGGUCAGAGCCAAUAUGUGGGUCAUAGCGAGUACAGUGCAAUGCAUGCCAACGAUCAGCAGAGACAGUACUACUCGUCCACUGGAGGGCCGACUCAAUCGCAGUCAAUGACGACUCACAUUCCUAGUGAAAGCUCGACAUUGCCUUAUCCGACACCAUCUCAAGGCCCCUACAGCUCCAAUUCCGGCUCACAAGUGCCACAAUCGGCACCCUCGAGGGGCUCCCACUCCGCCAUCAGUGGUUCAGUUCCGCGACAGCAAUAUAUCGGUUAUAACACGUCUUCACUUCAAUCACAGCCGACGUCACAACCAAAUCAGUCCCAAAGUACGGGCGCAUCGAUCCCAAGGUAUCCGCAACAGUAUUCCGGUUAUCCACAGGCGGGCAGUUAUGGUGACUCUUCAGCCCAAUCACGUCUAUCUCCAUAUCCAUUAUCACAAACAGGACCCGCGGGUCCUAAUAGUCCACAAUUUAGACCCGGCUUUCCAACGAGUGCUGGACCACAGCUGUCAUCACUAUCUCCGAGACGGCCCACGACAACACCGCCGGCGGGUUCACCAAUGCCUCCAUCGUCUCACACACCGGACCGCUCGUCCACUUCGGCCGCACAGCAGGCGUCACAUCAGUCGAGUUUCCCCAUUAGUCCCGGCGCUAAUCACUUAUCCAGUCCGGGACAGGGUUUGUCUCCCGGCUCAUCGGUUCCAUCAACGCCUUCGAGUUUACAACAAUUGGAACAAAUGGUUUUGCCUCACUUGGGAGGGGUCACCAACUCAUCCAAAUCAUCGAUACCGGUCUCGACAAACGCCUCGUCAUCGUCCUCCACGUCCUCUUAUUACGGAUCUGUCGGUCCCAACACGCCAUCCACCGGAGCCGCACCCCUAUCACCACAAGCAUCGCAGGCAAUGUAUUCUCAUUACCCAUCGUCGGCUUCGAUGGCGGCAAACAAAUCCCAGUAUCCAUACCAUCAGUACCAGCAAAACAACUCGCACUGGACGGGCCCUCAGCCCAACCCAAUCGCCCCACCAGUCGCUGUCUCAUCGAGUAGUUCUGCGGCCACUUCGAUAACAAAUACUCAUUCAAUGGGUGGAGUCAGUGGUGGCAUUCCCUUACAGCCACAGUCGACGCUCACAUCCAUAGGUCAGCCGUCGAGCCAACCAUCGACUCAUCAAAGCUCACCGACAGUCGCCUCCAACUCUUCGUCACCUAAUGUUAAUAAAUCUGAUGUUCCGAUGCCUCCCAACAGUGGCAUUAGUGGACAAUACAAUUCAUACGGCAGUGAACUAAACGCCGGCGCCUCCGCCGACUCGAACUUUUCUCAAUCUUUUGUCAGUCGUUCCACUUCUUCUUCGACUAACUCUACGCCUCCAUCGUCUUCAUCGUCCUCUUCAUCACAACCACUACAAAGUGGUUAUUCGCAAAGCGCCGGCUCUACCGGUGCUUCAUUUGAUUCGUCAGUAAUAAAAGCGCAGCACAAACAGCAGUUACAAGCAGUACAGGGAGCACAAGGAGCUCAAAACGAUACUCAGCAGUCACAACAAUCUCAAAACCAGACACCCGGCGCCCCAAUGGCGUCACCGACACAUAUGUUCGACUCAAUCAAAAGUCCAAACGCCUCGACGCCGAGGCCUCUGUCAGCAAACGAUUUGCAGCCAAACUCACAACCAAAUCAAUCGCAAUCCGAUAGACUAUCCAACUCUCAAUCGGCGGCUCAACCACCGCCACAAAUGAUGGGACCCGGAGUUCCUCAUCAAUCGCAUCAUCCCUACCACCAGAUGAUGCACCAGCAAUCAGUCCAUCAGUCAUACCCACCUCAGCCACAAAUGGCUAAUUACCAGAACAGUUACGACCCAUCGGUUGGUCUCAACUACGAUAUGAAUUCAGAUAUGUCUCAGUCCUCCGGUAUGAAUGCCGGCCCAUACGGAGACCACGACUCCAUGAUGUACGACAGCUAUGGCAUGGAUAGUAUGGUUCCGCCACAGAUGGGAGACUAUCAUAGAGACAGUGCUGGAGACUACGGCCCAAUAGACCCCUAUUCCGCCAAUUUUGACGACAGUUUUGGGGAACCGCCGACAAAACGGAAAGGAAAGGGUCGACCCAAAAAAGAUCCCAAUGAACCCAAAAAGGAGAGGAAACCCCGACAACCACGUGCUCCCAGAGGGUCGGGACGUGGAAGGGGUCGCGGAAAGAAUAAUAAUAAUAUGGGGGACAGAAUGCCACCCAUGCCUCCUAUGAUGCCCCCAGAAUACGAUCCCAGUUAUGGAAUGCCAGCGGAAAACAUGGAUUUAUACGCUCAUGAGAUGUACGGCCAGCCAAUGCCUCCCUCACAGCCGCCGCCAAUAAAUUCACAGCUAUCCCAACCGAUUCCCUCAAUGCCUAUAAGCGUUCCACAGCCGGCGCCUCAACAGCAACAGCCGCCGCCACCACAACAGGCGCCCCCACAACCGCCGCCUCAGUCUCCCCCUCCGCCCCCACAACAACCGCCGCAAACAAAUCAUUGUCAACAACCGAUGCCAAUCACACAGCAGUCGAUUCCAACUCCCCUUCAGCCGCAGCCACAAAGCGAGACGACGCCGGUUCCAUCUCCGGUCCCUUCGCUCCCGUCUCACACCUUUACGCCUCCCGUUCCUCCGCCCAUACCUACGCCCAUACCUACGGAACAACCGAUUCCGCCAAUCAUUGAAAAGCCGUUAGAAUCCGAACAAAAUCUAUACGAAGAGAAUUUUUUAGACCAAACGACAAUCAGUGAAAACAAUGGGUUAAACGAAACCACUUUAGUGUCGAUGCCUACGGAGGACGAGACGAGUCUAUCAGUAGCCGUCCCUUCGGAUGGCGAUAUGUUCAGUACACCUCCCCGACAGGUAUCUCCCUGUCCGCCACCAAUUACCGACGAUGUGAUACCGGAACCAAAAAUGGAUUCGUAUGAGUUCGCUGACGAACAGUUGGCGUCGACGCCAUUGAAGGCACCGAAACAAAAGAAGCCGAAGAAAAGGAAACCCAAGAAAGAGGCGACAGAAUCCGAGGUCGACAUCAACAGUGAGUUGAAUGAGACGAACACCGAGAGUGAGUCGAAACCACCGAAACCUAAGAAAGCAAAAAAGCGUAAGAAGAAGAGCGACACCGAAGAGCCGGAACCCAAAGAAGUGAUUCCGUCUGAAGAGGGAAACGAUUCGGUGAUUGCGCCGCAAACCGAUAUAGACGACGCCACUCAGGAAUCGUCUCAAUGCGACUCCAGUGCUAUGGAGUCGAGCACUGGGAAGGGGUCGACCAAAAAAGAGAAGGCAAAGCGAAGCUCGAGCUCGAAGGCAAAGCCCAGAAUUAAGAACAGAUCCCCGAAAAAGAAAUUACCAAAACUUGCGCUCAAAUUCAGUAAAAACAAAAAGAAGAGACGUUUGGGUUCGGCAUCGCCCGACCACUCGGACCUCGAGAGGACUCCCCCUCCGUCUCCCGAUGACGCGGAUACCGGUAAGCGGCGUUCGGCUAGAAAUACGAAACGACAGAAAUAUACGGAUGAAAUCGAGUUGGAUCUGUCGGACGACGACAACAUUCUCGACCAUAAAAAGGACUCGAAUGGUGUCUUAACACCACUCCUCGACUCCAACGGUAAACCUAUUAGUGGUGGAGACGUAUUAAGUGUUGUCACAAAUAUAAAUGAGGACACAAUGGUUGUCGAGAAGAUAAUGACCACUAGAACGGGAACGAGGGAACUGGAGUACGACGCCCAUGAGUUGGCAGAUCCCACUCCAAAGCCCUCGACUAUAGAAGUGGAAGAGUUUUAUGUCAAAUACAAGAAUUUAUCGUAUUUUCACUGCGAAUGGAAAACAGAGGAAGAGCUGGAAAAAGGCGACCGACGUAUCGGACAAAAGAUUAAACGAUUUCGACAAAAGAAAGACACUUUAAAUAUGUUUGACUUCUUAGACGAAGAGCCAUAUAAUCCCGAUUACAUAGAAGUCGACCGAAUUCUUGACGUCAAUGAAAUCGAAGAGAUUAUUGAAAUACUUCCCGAAAAAGAGGAAACAAAAGAAUCAAAAGACGAAACCGAAACAGAAUCGCAAACAAACGAUUCGCAAACCAUUGAAACCAUUGAGACAAUAGAAACCGAUAAAACUGAACCCAAUUCGACUGAGUCUUCAAUUGUGCCAAACGAUAGUGAGAAGACUGAACCAGAAAUCAGUGAUAAUCAUGAAAAUAAAGAUUCAGUCGAAAAGCCUAUCGCUGAGAGUAAGUCCAUAGAUUCGUCAGAAGAUAAAAGUGAUGACAAAACUGAAGACGAGUCGACUCAAGAAAGUGUUAUUAAAAUUGACGAAAUUAUUGAAAAACUCGAAACUCAAGACGAGGCAAAGAGUAGUGAAAGUGAUGUUAAAGUGAGUCAAACUGAUAAAGAGAUUGAAGCGGUAGAGGAGAAGCCAGAAGUGCCCCUUCAGACCAGAAAAGUGAAGCACUAUCUGGUGAAGUGGAGAGCUCUGGCCUAUGAGGACAGCACGUGGGAACUGGAGGACGAUUUGGAUCCCAUAAAAAUCGAAAAUUUCUAUAAGUUCCGAAAGCCUCCGCCAAAGAAUGAAUGGAAACCAAAGAGGAGACCAAAACCCGCCGACUGGAAGAAGAUCGAGGAGUCGCCGGUCUAUAAGGCGGGCAAUACUCUCAGGGAAUACCAAUUGGAAGGCCUUAAUUGGCUGAGCUUUUGUUGGCAUAACAAUCAAAACUGUAUCUUAGCGGAUGAGAUGGGUUUAGGAAAAACCAUUCAAUCGCUAGCUUUUGUCAAUGAAAUAACCAAUUAUGGAAUUCCCGGUCCUUUCCUAAUAAUAGCUCCGCUGUCAACGAUUGGCAAUUGGCAGCGAGAGUUUGAAACGUGGACUGAUCUCAAUGUCAUUACAUAUCACGGAAGCUCUGCCAGUCGUAAUAUGCUUCAGGAAUACGAAAUGUAUUAUAAGAACGACAAAAAUGAGAGAAUUCCCGGAAUAUUCAAAUUCCAAGUAAUGAUCACUACUUUCGAAAUAGUAUUAACCGAUUGUUUAGAAUUACGAGAAAUCCAUUGGAGAGACUGUAUUAUAGACGAAGCCCAUAGACUUAAGAAUAGAAAUUGCAAACUAUUAGAGGGUUUGCGACUCUUAGACGUCGAGCACAGGGUCCUAUUGACGGGAACUCCGCUGCAGAACAACGUCGAAGAGUUGUUUAGUUUACUUAAUUUUCUGGAACCGACACAAUUCACGUCCAAUGAGAGCUUUAUGUUAGAGUUUGGAGACCUUAAGACUGAGGCACAGGUAGACAAACUGAAAGCCAUUCUUAAGCCAAUGAUGUUGAGGCGACUGAAGGAAGACGUGGAGAAAAGUUUGGCCCCAAAAGAAGAAACUAUUGUUGAGGUCGAAUUGACUAAUAUUCAGAAGAAGUACUACAGGGCUAUACUUGAGAGGAAUUUCCAAUUCUUGAGUAAAGGCGGAACCUAUGCUAAUAUGCCUAACCUUAUGAACACAAUGAUGGAGCUGAGGAAGUGCUGCAUUCAUCCCUUCUUAAUAAACGGCGCCGAAGAGCAGAUAAUACACGAAUUCCGCGAACAACACAAAAGCGAGAGCGAGCCCACAGUUAACGCCAUUGUCAGCGCGUCCGGUAAACUCGUUCUCAUCGACAAACUGUUGCCACGACUCAAAGACAAUGGCCAUCGAGUGCUUAUAUUCUCACAAAUGGUGCGCUGUUUAGACAUUCUCGAGGACUAUAUGGUUCAGAAGCGCUACCCAUACGAGAGAAUUGACGGCAGAGUGCGAGGAAACCUACGGCAGGCGGCCAUCGAUAGGUUCUGUAAACCAGAUUCCGAUCGAUUCGUGUUUCUGUUGUGCACCCGAGCGGGUGGUCUCGGCAUUAACCUAACAGCAGCCGAUACUGUCAUCAUAUUUGACUCCGAUUGGAACCCACAGAACGAUCUCCAGGCACAGGCCCGGUGUCACCGAAUCGGUCAGUCGAAGGCCGUCAAAGUCUAUCGACUUAUCUGUCGAAACACUUAUGAGAGAGAAAUGUUUGAUAAGGCGAGCCUUAAGUUGGGUUUGGAUCGGGCAGUACUCCAGUCCAUGAAUUCAUCGAAAGCCGGAAAUGUAGAUAACAAAGAUUUCUCGAAGAAAGAGAUCGAAGAUCUGCUGAGAAAGGGUGCGUACGGAGCACUCAUGGAAGACGAUAACGCCGGCGACUCCUUCUGUGAAGAGGAUAUCGAACAGAUUCUCCAGAGACGGACCCAAACUAUUAUCAUUGAGAGCGAAGGCAAGGGCUCGACGUUCUCGAAGGCGUCGUUUGCCUCCUCAAGCAAUCGGUCGGACAUCGAAGUCGAUGACCCGAACUUCUGGGAGAAGUGGGCCAAGAAAGCCAACUUCGAUGUCGACGAACUCAAGGGACGCAACGAACUCAUAGUACAAGAGCCGCGACGACGAACUCAAACCAAACGUUUCGGUGCCGACGACGCCGUUCUCGAUAUGUCUGAACUCGAGUCCAGCGACGAAGACGACGACUCCGUUUCGAUGCGAACGCGCGGCGGAAGGAAUAGUCGUUUGCCUAAAGGAAAGAAAGGCAAAAAGGGUCGCGGAGGAGGGUAUGAACGGGAAAGGGAUGAGGACUAUAUGCAAGAGUUCGGUCCGGGGAACUGGACGCGAGCCGAGUGCUACAAAGUGGAGAAGGGUUUGCUUACGUUCGGUUGGGGCCGUUGGGCCGAGUGUCUGAUUCUCGGCAACUUUAGACGACAGUUGUCCCGACUGGACGUCGAGAGCAUAUCGAGGGUUCUGUUGCUGUACGCCCUCCAGAACUAUAAGGGCGACGAAAAGAUCAAAGCUUUCAUUUGGGAUCUAAUCACUCCUAACGAAGACGGAGAGCAUCGCAUUCAUCGCAACCACUCCGGGCUCAACGCUCCCGUUCCUCGCGGCCGGAAGAAUAAGAAAAUGAAAAAGACUGUCGGAGAGGAACUGGAGGUCUCGGACUGGGCUAAGGAUGACAAAUACAAUCCCGAUGUGUUGCUAACGGACGACAUGUACCGCAAACAUCUGCAUCGACAUGCAAACAAGAUAUUGAGUCGGUUUGUUUCACUGCAAGGCUAUUGCGCAACCAGGGCCGAGGCCGAGGCCGAGAUUAUCGGUGGACUACACGAACAAGUCUUCACUGGUAUGACUGCUCGCGAUAUUCCCAUCCCUUCACCCGUAGCCGAUGGCGACCCACCGGCUCUCUGGUGGGACGUGGAGGCGGACAAGUCUUUACUCGUUGGUGUCUAUAAGCACGGAUACGAUCGCUUCAAUCUGAUGAGACAGGACGCGGCUCUCUGUUUUCUAACACGUUGUGGUCCACCCGAUGGCGCCGCACUGUUGGCUGAAAUGAAUUCCGACGAAGACUUGGGAAAGACGCUCGAAGAGGACGACGAACCCGAGACACCGGCCACUCCCGCCACACCUCUUAGCGAGAAUGACUCGAUGGCUAAGAAUAAAAUGGAGAAAUCGGACUCAAAAGAAGAUCAGGAUCUGAACGAUCCGUCCGGGAAUUUACUGCCAUUCCCUUCUCCGGCUGAUAUGAAUCAUCGUCUGCGCAGAGUUGUGACGAGUUAUCAGAGAAACUUCAAGAAACAGGAAAUGAAAUUAGCGCAGAGGGCUCGACACCAACAGAGGCUCGAGAGACUCGAGAGGUUUGAAGCGGCCAUCAAAGAGAGGGAACUCAAGAAGAGAGAUUUGGCCCAAAAGAAAUGGUCGCGUCGAGAAGAGGCCGACUUUUAUCGAGUGGUUUCUUCAUUCGGUGUCGAAUACAACAGACUCGACGACUCCUAUGACUGGACGCGCUUCCGUUCGUUCGGCAAAUUGGAGCGAAAACUCGACGAAACACUGACAGAGUAUUUCAAAGCGUUUUACGCGAUGUGUAAACGCGUUAACGGAAGGCGUCUCACCGACGAGGAGGAGAAUCUGCCCAUAAGUGUUGAUCCCAUUUCUGAGGAGAGGGCCAGUCGUUGUUUAGCGCGAAUCGAUUUGUUGAGCAAAAUAAGAGAAGAGAUUUUGACUCAUCCCGAACUCGAUGAGAGGCUCCAGUUAUGUCAGCACUCCAUGGAUUUGCCCGAUUGGUGGGUCUGUGGAAAGCAUGACAAAGACCUGAUGAUUGGCGCCGCCAAAUACGGUCUCAAUCGACUCGAUUUUAAUCUCGUGAACGACCCGGAGUUGUCUUUUGUCGAUAUCUUUAAUAAAUUUGACGCAAAUGAAGACAAAAAGUCUGAAACAAGCGAACAAAAGAUCGAAUUGAAAGCAAAUGAUUCUGAAUUAGCGAACGAAUUGAAUGAAAUUAAAGAUGAAAUAAAAACCGAAGACAAAACCGAAGACAAAACCGAUGAUAAAACUGACGACAAAAAGACGGACACAAUUGAGGACAAAAAUAAUGACAAAACAGUUGAUGAAAACGACGAGAAAACUAUUAAUGACGAAAAAGUGGACAAAACUGACGUUAAAGUUGAAAACAUGUCCGAAGAUAAGCCGACAGAUUUGGAGACGAAACCCGAAGAAACCGAUAAAACCGAGGAAAAGGUUGAGGUUUUGAGUGAAGAGACCGAUGAAAAUAAAAGCAAAGAAACGGUUAAAGAAGAGACCGAUGAAAAAGAAACGAACGAAAAGAGUGAAACCAAAGUUGAAGAAACAACUGAAAAGGAUACAGAAAAUAUCAAAACUGAAUCGGAGUCUGAAGAGAAGUGUGAAAAGGACACCGCUUUGAAGGCUCUGUUAGACAAAGACAUUGAAUCCAAAGAAGAGAAAAUGUUGAAGAAACAACUGAAAAGGAUACAGAAAAUAUCAAAACUGAAUCGGAAGAAGUGUGAAAAGGACACCGCUUUGAAGGCUCUGUUAGACAAAGACAUUGAAUCCAAAGAAGAGAAAAUGGAUAUCGAUUUAAGUCAAACGGAAACUUCAGAGAAAACCGAUAAACCCGUGUCUCCUAAAGAAGUGAAAGAAGAGUCUGAAAAAGAGGCGGAAACUGAAGAGAAAGAGGUUAAGAAUGAAGACGAGGUCAAGGACUUAGGGGAUGAGAAAGUGUCUGAAGAAAAGAUGGAAAUCGAUUCCGAAAAGAAAGAGGAGAUCGAGAAGUGUGAAGAAAAAGAGGAAAAACCAAUAGAAACUGAUGACAAAGAGGUUAAGCCUGAGGUCAGUGCAGAGGAAGAGCAGAAGUUGUCGACAGAAGAGGCGAUUAAAUCUGAAGAAAAGUCUGAAAAAGACAUUUCGGAUAUAAAAGUUGAAUCCGAAACGACUUCUCUUGUGACGGAAAAAGAUGUUUCAGUCACUCCUUCAUCUACACCUCAGCCACAGAUCACUCAACCAAAGAGUUGUUUGCGAUUUCCUAAAGACCGAGUCCUUCAGAUGAGAUUAGAGCAGAUCUGUCACACCGUCGAAAAGAAUGAGUGGCCAUCACUUCGACAUUCAUUCUUCUCUCUCAUCUCAUGUCCACAUCAGUCGACUCCGAGUGUGGCCACAGCUGACAGCUCUCCGCGACCCAUAUCGCCGUGCAGUCUGUCGAGUGCCAGUCGGGAGCCGACACCACAUCCCACUCCAGACCAUACGCCACGACGAGAAGCUCUGUCACCGCUUCCGGACUUCUUUUAUGCCGAGAAUUCUGCGUCACUUAAUGAGGCGGCGAGUCGUCGAAGACGUCGCAGAAGAAGACGCUUUGAGGUCGAGGCUGAGAGACAAAAGUUGCGAAAUCUAUUGUCGCAGACUAUAGAACAACAACAACAGCAACAGUUGGCCUCCAAUUCCAAGAAACAAACGUCUCUUCUGUCCAACAAUUCGUCUCAAUUCUUGCCGCCAUUAUUCUCACUUCCAUUUUGUAACCUUCGGUCCGCUAUUAGAGAUGAACUCAUGACCGACGAGAAGACCGCUUCCCUGUUGUUGGGGUCGACGCUUCAAUCAUCUCUGGCGGCAGCGGCGGCGGCCAGUGUCCAGCAGUCGGCUUCGAGCCACAACUCGUCGAGUUCUAAGGGUCCGCCACCCGCUCACCAGAGCUCUUCCGGUCGAAACAAUCCCACUUUGGGUACGUUAGACCUGACGGGAAGGUUUAAGUCGACGCCCAAAAUAACACCGCCCGCACCGGCUCACAAAGUGGCGCCGCCUGAGUCUCGCAAACAGUUGCCGCACGACGUGUUAGACCUGAGUUCCGUUCCGUGCAAACGAACUCGCAGUCACUCUCCCACUAAGAAAAUGCCGGCACCCGAUCCCACGCCUAUACCGCCCGUCACUAACUCCACAUCGAAGAGGAGUUCCCGAAAGAUUGGUUCGCGAAUCGAUGCGUUGGCUCUCAAUCUUCAGGCAAAGAAAAUGAUGGAAGAGAAGCAAAGCGAUCCCAAAGUAGACAAACUUGAAGCGACUCUUUCGGCGCUGGAGAAGAGACAGGCCUCGCAUUUCAUGGAUGAGCUCAACAAACAUUCAGCGCUCCUCCAAAACAAGACCCCACCGGCCGCUCACUCCAAGAGUUCGAGCGCGUCGUCCAAAAUGAAUGACUCGCUAUUGAGCGCCAAAUUGAACGCUCACUUCAGUUCGUUGGACACAUCGAAACUGCCGCCGUCUAAGGCCACAGAGGCGUCGACUAUCGCAGAACAGGUCGCUAUCAUUAGACAAAACUUACGCAAUCUGUUCGAAGAUCACCCGGAAUUCAUAGCCCAGAACCCGAGUAUGGCGUCAAUGGUGGCCGCGUCGGCCGCCAAUGUCUUCAAUCCUAAUCUGAAUAUGAAUUCCAUUUCAUCGAUGCCCGCGAAUACCGAAUUAUUAGAACUGCCGGACAGUAGGCGCAGUCGGAGUAGUCGGCGCUCUCGUGUCGAUCCCUCACAACUGGAUUUACAGCACUUGACGGGAGAGGAGAACGUCUCAGUCAUUAACAGGACGACCGGCAAAAAAAUCACCGGAUCAAAGGCACCGCCUCUCAAACAUUUGGCCGAAUGGCUCGAUAAGAACCCUAAGUUCGAUGUCGACCCCAAAUGGAGUCCACUCGUGAACAAGGAAAAGGCGGCCACUUUUAAGACACCCACAUCAAUACCUAAUAUCGGAGUCAGAACUCGAACCAGUGAUAAGCGAAGCUCUAGUAGUACUUCCAACUCAAGUCUCACUGCUCUCGCAAACAAUCUUCUAAACAACAGUUCCGGUGGUUUGGGCUCCGGUAGUAAUAAUAGCAGUUCGAGCAGUAGCUCCAGACGUUCAACCGCUGCCUCACUAUUGGCGAGCGGUUAUGGAAAUGCUUUUGGAAACACUGCCACAACCUCUAGUGGUCUGAGUUACCCCUCGUCCGCAGCCCUGAACUCAUUCAAUGCCAGUAUGUUAGCGGCCGGCUUCCCAUCCAUGAAGAUGUUUAUGGACCCCACAUCGGGUUCAACCACUGCCUCAUCAAUGACGACCACUUCAUCAUCAAAGUCUACUUCAAAUUUGACCUCAGCUUCGGGCACAUCGACCACCACUUCGACCACUUCCUCAUCCGGUGCUCCGCCGCUAUUCUUCCCAUUCGGAGGUCUGGCGGGAAUGGGUUUAGCGAAUCCCUUGUUUGGGUUUCCGAGCUUUAAUCUGCCGGGACUUACACCCAAUUCCAAUGCUAUGACCGGAACUACUUUCUCAGAUAAGAAAGACUCUGAAAGUUCUUCGAACGAAAAAUCUAAAGGUUCUGGAAAAUCGAGCAGUAGUUCCAGUAAAAGUAAAAGUGGUCUCAACUCCAGCGGACUAUUAAGCUCUUCGGCUGCGGCAUCAGCUCUGGGGUCGGGAGCGCUUCCAUUCCUAUAUCCGUCGCCAAACUUUCUCUACAAUCCCUUGAGUUUGAGUGGAUUUUCUGGUUUAAGUGGUUCGCCAUUUGGAUUACCGGGACUUAUGAAUGGUUUGGGUGGUCUCAACACCACAGCAAUGAGUGGGUUCACCACUAAUACGACAAACUCGACGUCUUCUCAUUUAAAAUCCAAAACCUCUUCGAGUAAGUCAUCGAAACACAGUUCCAGUGUCAGUAGUGCGCCGUCAGGGCUAUCACUGGCCAGCAGUCUGUUAGCGAGCGCUGGUGUCCACCCCUCGAGCGCUGCCGCGGCGGCCGCUAUCGGCGACUCAGACGACGACAGUCUUAAGUCGCUUAUGGGUAACGAUGACGACGACGACCUCAACGGAGAUUAUGACGACAAAGACCUAAACGACACGUCAGACUACGAAACAGAAUCAAAGAGUGCCUCCAAGAAGAAGACUUCUGCCAACAAGUCUUCCAAAGAUCUAACAAAAGGCAAAACGAAAGGCAACUCUAAUUCUACCUCAAAAGUGUCACCCAAUUGAUGACUGUUUGAUCGAUUGAUUAUUAAUUAUUUAGCAAAAAAUUGUGAUAUUUUUAAAGGCAAUUAAUCCUUGACUUUAAAGCUAACUAUACAUACAUUUGACUAUUGAUUCGCUGCUUAACUCUAAUUAAUGAUUAGAUAAUAAUAUUUCUGGUUUUGAUUGAUUGUCAAACAAUGACUGCAUUUAUUCGCUGC
Molecule: messenger RNA, 13223 nt
Organism: Oppiella nova
Lineage: Eukaryota; Metazoa; Arthropoda; Arachnida; Sarcoptiformes; Oppiidae
Source: the annotation of a GenBank genome assembly